AUGCUAGCUAGCGGGCCGUCAGAACGCGCUGCCGAAGAAUGGACCACAAUUCCUCCGGAGUCGCAACAGCUAAAUCUGAUGCCAGAGGUGGUGUUGCGGUCCCAGUCUCGGUCUCGGCUGAUCCCAGACCAGCGUGGGUCCGUGUUCCUCCUGGUUCCGUCUUUCCGCUGGUCUUGGUGGGAGAGCGGACAGGGAGUCACAGCUGUUGAGUGA
Molecule: messenger RNA, 213 nt
Organism: Knipowitschia caucasica
Lineage: Eukaryota; Metazoa; Chordata; Actinopteri; Gobiiformes; Gobiidae
Source: the annotation of a GenBank genome assembly